UCCACAGAAAUCCCUGCCGGCAUCACUGGCGGAUCCAGACUUUGUGAUAACAGACUCUGCUAAGCCUUCUCGCCCUGCACAGCUACACAUUGGCUUCCAGGCCCUACAUCAAUUCCGUGCUCGGUACAGCCGGCAGCCCAAGCCUCAUAAUGAGGCGGAUGCAGAAGAACUGAUAGCGCUAGCCCAAGAUUUGAAUGCUCGAGCCCUGCCGGCAGUCCAGCAGGACAGCCUGGAUGAAGACCUCAUCCGGAAGUUGGCAUAUGUAGCUGCUGGUGACCUUGCACCGAUAAAUGCUUUCAUCGGGGGCCUGGCUGCCCAGGAGGUCAUGAAGGCCUGUUCAGGGAAGUUUAUGCCCAUCACGCAGUGGCUGUACUUUGAUGCCCUUGAGUGUCUCCCCGAGGACAGGGGCGCGUCCUUGGAAGAUCAGUGCCUGCCGCGCCAGAACCGUUACGAUGGACAAGUAGCUGUGUUUGGUUCGGACCUACAGGAGAAGCUGGGCAAGCAGAAGUACUUCCUGGUGGGUGCGGGGGCUAUUGGCUGUGAGCUGCUCAAGAACUUCGCUAUGAUUGGACUAGGCUGUGGGGAGGACGGGGAAAUCACGGUCACAGACAUGGAUGCCAUUGAGAAGUCCAAUCUGAACCGACAGUUUCUUUUCCGAUCCUGGGAUGUCACGGUGAGGGGGCAUGCGAUGGUUGUCUCUCUCUUCCUUCAUGUCACUUUCUUGUUUCUGAUCUUAAUGGCUUAGAUGCUUUAACCUCUU
Molecule: messenger RNA, 760 nt
Organism: Fukomys damarensis (Damara mole-rat)
Lineage: Eukaryota; Metazoa; Chordata; Mammalia; Rodentia; Bathyergidae
Product: ubiquitin-like modifier-activating enzyme 1 Y
Exons: 5
Coding region: 326-745 (139 amino acids)
Biological process (GO): ubiquitin-dependent protein catabolic process; protein ubiquitination; DNA damage response
Cellular component (GO): cytoplasm; nucleus
Molecular function (GO): ubiquitin activating enzyme activity
Source: RefSeq, a predicted model, not a curated record